AUGGCUGUCGUCUGGCCCUCCCCAAUGUCGCAGCCUCUGAUCGACUACGACAUGCCUAUAGUAGACCACAUCCAUGCGCGUCACCGAGGAAUACAUUGGCCAUUCAGCACUUACAAGCCCGAGCAAGAGAUAUUCUACCCAGAUGUCGAUGUACGCGACUACGAGACCGGCUACGCCAUUGAUAUGGAGCUCCCAGGCUUGUUGGACAAGAACAGUAUCAAAGUGGAAUGGACGUCCAAACACGACAUCAUGAUCAGCGGAAUUCUUGCCCGACCUGAACUGCCAGUAGUAGCGAAAUCUGCCGACGCUAACGGACGACGUAACGAAGACAUCAGUGUCGCAACUGAGAGCAGUGAGAAAGACAAGUCUGCUCCCAUACUCUUGGUCGCUGAACGCAGGACUGGUCACUUCCGUCGCAGGUUUCAUCUACCAACAGAAGUGGAUGCGGCAAAUCUGAGAGCAAAGCUUGAGAACGGUCUGUUGGAGAUAAGGGUUGAUAAAGUAAAGACAGACCAACGAACUUCUGGACAAGCAAAGAUUGAAUAG
Molecule: messenger RNA, 546 nt
Organism: Aureobasidium subglaciale EXF-2481
Lineage: Eukaryota; Fungi; Ascomycota; Dothideomycetes; Dothideales; Saccotheciaceae
Exons: 1
Coding region: 1-546 (181 amino acids)
Biological process (GO): response to heat; protein folding; response to salt stress
Source: RefSeq, a predicted model, not a curated record